AUGAACUUUGGUGUACCUGUCCUGAACUUUUUAACUAAGCUGGCAAAAACUUUAUGGGGAAGGGAAAGGAGACGACCUUUUAAUUCUCUGUGAAAGAGGAAAAACAUGAAACCGAAACCCUCCCAGAAGCAUCCAGGACCUGACUGGCAAGGAAAAGGUGUAAAAACGAGUGCAAAGACGACAGUGAAGCAGUCAAAGCAGACAUCAGCGCCAGUCAGGCCUUUCGCUGGCAAAGUGUUUUAUUUGGACCUACAAUCUAAUCGAACAGCUGAAAUUUUGGAGAGAGAUGUCAAAGAACUAGGAGGGACGGUUGAGAAGUUCUUCAGUAAGGAAAUCAGGUACUUGGUGUCUAACAAACGGGAGGCAAAGUAUGUGAACUGUUUCAGACAAGACUGUCCCGUCCCCAGCCCCGACUCAGGACCGAGUUCACCUCACCCUCACUCCAAACUGCAGCGUCCUGUCAACAAUGUGGACAACAAACACAAGUCUCAAGGCCAAGCAGACACAUUGGUCAAGAGCCGAGGGCAAUCCUUGGUGGACAAAGUAGUGAAAGAGCAGAAGAGGGUACAAAUGGACAGAAUCUUGUCAAAAGCGUUGGAGUGGGGGGUUAAAAUCCUCUACAUUGAUGAUGUAUUAGCAUACGUUCAGAAGAAAAAGAAACAUUUCAACAGCCAGGUUGUGGCCACUGCUGCUGUCAAAGCAAAUGUGAAAACUGACUUGUCAUCAAAGCAACACUUCAAGAAACUAAAAGGAGGUCGGAUCAGUAGACCUUUUGUCAAGGUUGAGGAUUCAAGCAGACACUAUUGUCCAAUCUUCCUCACAAUGUCAAACAUGCCUAAGUUCAACCUAAAGACAACUGCUCUAUGUAGUCCAUUCUGUCUCGAGGAUCAACUUCCCUCUGGAGCCAAACAGCCGGGACACAGAGGUCUAAAAGCUUCAGAUAAUGAGGAGAAAGUUCAAGCCUUAAAGAAGGGCAGAGACAAGAGACGAGGCGGCUACUGCGAGUGCUGCAUGACGAAAUACAACAACCUUAAAUUGCAUCUACAGAGCCAGUGUCACAAAGCCUUCUCUAAAAGUGAGGAAUACUCGGUUGUGGACAAGCUGGUUUCGACUUUGCACUUCAAUUUCAUCCCCGUCAAAACUAAAGGCAAAAGACCAAAGUGCAGCGUUUCCUCUGUUCUUUUUGUCCGUGAACCAUGUGGAGGAACCGAUGUAAGUCACAGAGGAGGUCCAGAUCACCCAGACGCUGUUAAAGUGGAGGAGCAUCGGACCGUUGAGUUCAAGGACUCGCACACAAGACGGAGUAAUAAAAAUGAAUCCUCACCUGGCUCUGCUCCACAGUUUCCUUCAAAGCGAGACAGAGCUGAGCCGGUGCAGAUUCCUCAGGUGAAGUCAGAAACGUCCUCCAAAGGUGAAUUUCAGCCCCUGUUUCCCUCCAGAGAUGCUGAGGUCAACCAUAUGGAUCAAAUACCUCAUAAGGACACAAACGGCUCAACAAAAACACAAAGUACAAAUUCAGAGAGUGAAGUAUCAGCAAAUAGUAUUAUUGUUUCAGGACUUGGACAUGAAGAUCCAAAAACGGACAAGACUCUUCAUGAGUCAAAUACAUUCUCAAAGACUGGAAAUAAUUUUACUGAAAAGGAAGACGAAAGCCUUUAUACACCAAACUUCUGCACGGGCAGAAAAAUUCAGCGAAGGGUCAGAGUUUAUAAACACAAAAGACGGAAAAUGGACACAAAUGUGAGACAUUCAGAGUCGGGUGGUGCACCUGACGACUCUCUGCUGAAGCUCUGGGAACUGUUUCAGUCCACUGAUGACAUGGAUGUAGAGUUUCAUGGCUUUACAGAAUAA
Molecule: messenger RNA, 1851 nt
Organism: Nematolebias whitei (Rio pearlfish)
Lineage: Eukaryota; Metazoa; Chordata; Actinopteri; Cyprinodontiformes; Rivulidae
Gene: dbf4
Product: DBF4 zinc finger
Exons: 14
Biological process (GO): positive regulation of nuclear cell cycle DNA replication; regulation of cell cycle phase transition
Cellular component (GO): nucleus; Dbf4-dependent protein kinase complex
Molecular function (GO): protein serine/threonine kinase activator activity; zinc ion binding; nucleic acid binding
Source: RefSeq, a predicted model, not a curated record